Molecule: messenger RNA, 7363 nt
Organism: Scomber scombrus (Atlantic mackerel)
Lineage: Eukaryota; Metazoa; Chordata; Actinopteri; Scombriformes; Scombridae
Product: C-Jun-amino-terminal kinase-interacting protein 4-like
Exons: 29
Coding region: 223-4527 (1434 amino acids)
Biological process (GO): vesicle-mediated transport
Cellular component (GO): cytoplasm
Molecular function (GO): signaling receptor complex adaptor activity; MAP kinase scaffold activity; JUN kinase binding
Source: RefSeq, a predicted model, not a curated record
AGCAAGCUGUGAAAGUCAGCCGUCCAGGAGGAGGAAGGGACACUAACAUUGUUUAUGAAGUACAGCGUCUCAGUCCAACUACUCACCAACAGUCGAGCAAUGUUUUAGGAGCACAGUUUAGUUGCUCUUUAGAGCCGCUGGCCAGCUGAAGCUUGCGGCUAGCUCAUUAACGUUAGCUGGUGGUUGUUGGGGGGAAAAGAAGCGCAAGCAGAGGCAAGAAAAAUGGAGCUGGACGACGUAGUCCUGUAUCAGGACGACUCCGGCAACUCUGCCAUGAUGUCCGAGCGGGUCUCAGGUUUGGCCAGUUCCAUAUACCGAGAGUUCGAGCGUCUCAUCGAGAAAUACGACGAGGACGCAGUGAAAGACCUGAUGCCGCUGGUCGUCGCCGUGCUGGAGAACUUGGACUCGGUGUUCGCUGUCAACCAGGAGCACGAAGUGGAGCUGGAACUGCUGAAGGAGGACAACGAGCAGCUGAUCACCCAGUACGAGAGAGAGAAAGCGCUGAGGAAACACACUGAAGAGAGGUACAUCGUCUUUGAAGACUCCCAGGAGGGCGAGAAGAAAGAUCUCCAGGGUCGGCUGGUGAUGCUGGAGUCACACACACGUCAGCUGGAGCUAAAAACGAAAAACUAUGCAGAUCACAUCAGCAGAUUGGAGGAGAGAGAGGCUGAGCUCAAGAAGGAGUACACCACUCUUCAUCAGAGACACACCGAGAUGAUCCACAGCUACAUGGAGCACCUGGAGAGAACUAAACAUCAGCACGCACAGACAGCAGCAGCAGAGCCUGAUACAAGCACUGUGUCAUCAGGCAGAGUCAGGAAGGAGCGUCCCAUCUCCAUGGGAAUAUUCCAGCUUCCUGGGACUGAUGGCAUGACCCCCGACCUCCAGAGGGAACCUGCAGACACCCCGUCGGAACCCUGGAGAUUCAACAACCUCAGCCACCCGCGCUCCAACACCAGCCUCAAGGAUGAACUCUCCAAUUCCAACCACAGAGGCUCCAAGUCCGGCACCCCAUCCAACCAAGCAAGCGUCUCAAAAAGCGGAGCUGCAGCGUCUUUACAAGGCAGAUCCUCUAAAACAAACACCCCCACAUCAUCUGCAUACAGCGGCAGCUCUCAGUCCAGCAUGCCGCUCUCUCCUCACGACGGAGCGUCCGCCGGCUCAAGUCCCAGGUCCAGUCUCGGGGGCGGCUCCGCCUCCGCCUCUGCCACACCACUGUCUGCAGCCGCUUCAGACGUCACCAUGGAAUCCGCGGGCACGCCCCCGCAGGAAGAGAAAGGCUCAGACGGGCUCAACAAGAACCUGAACUGGAGCAGCGGGAAGCCAGACAGCAGUAAGAACAUCUCAGCAGUGCAGGAAGGCCAGCAGGGUCAGAGAGGACACGAGGGUCAGCGAGGACACGAGGGUCAGCGAGGACGCGAGGGUGAGCGAGGACGCGAGGGUGAGCUAGGACGCGAAGGUGAGCAAGGACGCGAUGGUCUGCAAGGACGCGAUGGUCUGCAAGGACGCGAUGGUCUGCAAGGACGUGAGGGUCUGCAAGGACACAUGGGUCUGCAAGGACGCGAGGGUCAGGACUCUGUCACCACUCCUGCUGAUGGUGAAGGGUCAGACGACCUGGAGAAGUCUGAGGUUCAGGCCAUCAUAGAGUCCACACCUGAACUGGACAUGGACCUCGACGGCUGCAAAGGAACAAGCACACCUAAUAAAGGCGGCAUAGAGAAUCUAGCAUUCGACCGUAACACCGAAUCUCUGUUUGAGGAGCUGUCGUCUGCAGGAAACGACCUCAUAGCAGACGUAGACGAUGGAGCAGACCUGCUGGGUAUGGGUCGUGAAGUUGAACAUCUCAUCCAAGAGAAUACACAGCUGCUGGAGACCAAAAAUGCUCUGAACGUGGUGAAGAAUGACCUGAUCGCACAGUUGGACGAGGUGUCCUGCGAGAAGGAGGUCCUGAGAGGAGAGCUGAACGCCGUCACUCAGGCCAAGACCAAACUGGAGGAGAAGAACAAAGAGUUAGAAGAGGAACUCAAGAAGAUUCGAGCAGAGCUUGACGACGGCAAACAGAAGGCGAAGAUUGAGAACGAGGACGAUCAAAGCGACGUCCCCACCGCUCAGAGGAAACGCUUCACCCGAGUGGAGAUGGCCAGAGUCCUGAUGGAGAGGAACCAGUAUAAAGAGAGGCUGAUGGAGCUGCAGGAGGCCGUCAGAUGGACAGAGAUGAUCCGGGCGUCAAAGGAGAACCCAGCUCUUCCAGAGAAGAAGAAAUCCAGCCUCUGGCAGUUUUUCAGCCGUUUGUUCAGCUCGUCGGGCGGGGCAGCCAAGAAGCCGGCGGUGGAGGCCCCCGUCAACGUCAAGUACAACGCGCCCACCUCUCAGAUCCAGCCGUCCGUCAAGAAGAGGAGCAGCGCCCUGCAGCAGCUGCCCAGCGACAAGAGCAAAGCCUUCGAUUUCCUCAAUGAGGAAGUCGCGGCUGAUAACGUUGUGUCCAGGCGAGAACAGAAGAGGGCUCAGUACCAGCAGGUCAAAGCUCACGUCCAGAAGGAGGACGGCAGAGUGCAGGCUUACGGCUGGAGUCUGCCCAAGAAGUACAAAGCUAACGGUGGUCAGUCAGACGGUAAGAUGAAGAAUCUACCUGUCCCCGUCUUCCUCAGACCGCUAGAUGAGAAAGAUGCUUCUAUGAAGCUGUGGUGUGCAGCUGGUGUGAACCUGUCCGGAGGUAAAACCAGAGACGGAGGUUCCAUCGUAGGAGCCAGCGUGUUUUACAGCGACGUGACGGGACCAGAGAGCCCCAAAAAGAGAAUCGGAUCUCAGAACAGCCUGGAUCAACUGGAUCAAGAACUCGAGGAGCAGCAGAAGGAGCUGAGGCAUCAGGAGGAGAUGUCAUCACUGGUGUGGAUCUGCACCAGCACACAGUCCACCACUAAAGCUGUGGUCAUAGAUGCAAACCAGCCUGGAAACAUCCUGGAGGGCUUCUUUGUCUGUAACUCCCACGUCCUCUGCAUGGCCAGUGUGCCAGGUGCCAGAGAGACAGACUACCCAGCUGGUGAAGAAGUGUUUCUGAACUCCGAGGCUGGACCCGUGGGAGAAUGCAGCUCGUCAGCCCCCAGCAGCAGCUCGACAGGCGGCGACGGCGUGCUGGGAGGCAUCACUGUGGUCGGCUGCACGGCCGAAGGAGUGGCAGCCAUUCCUCAGACGGCAGACAGUCCAGGAAACACGGACGGAGAAGCAGAAUCCAGAUCAGCAGAGGAGGCCACAGAGGCGACAGAGGCCAGCGCGGGGCUCGCCGACCGGAGAGAGAGCCUGAGGGGAGUCUACACCGAGCACGUCUUCACAGAUCCGCUGGGAGCUCAGCACACGGCCGAGACUCCGGCCGGAUACUCUCAGAGGGAGAGCGAUCUGGUGAAGGACGGCGUGAGUUCAAACCCUGACGCCGAGGAACAGGACCUGAUGAGAGAGGAGGCUCAGAAGAUGAGCAGUGUUCUGCCCACCAUGUGGCUGGGAGCACAGAACGGAUAUGUGUACGUCCACUCAUCAGUAGCUCAGUGGAAGAAGUGUCUCCAUUCUAUAAAGCUGAAGGACUCGGUGCUCGGUAUUGUUCACGUGAAAGGGCGAGUGCUGGUCGGCCUCUCUGACGGCACGUUAGCCAUUUUCCACCGAGGAGCAGAUGGACAGUGGGAUCUGACCAACUACCACCUGCUAGACUUGGGGAGACCUCACCACUCCAUCCGCUGCAUGACCGUAGUGCACGAUAAGGUGUGGUGCGGCUACAGGAACAAGAUCUACGUGGUGCAGCCCAAAGCCAUGAAGAUAGAGAAGUCAUUCGACGCCCACCCUCGUAAAGACAGCCAGGUGCGUCAGCUGGCCUGGGACGGUGACGGCAUCUGGGUGUCCAUCAGGCUGGAUUCCACUCUGAGGCUGUUCCACGCUCACACCUUCCAGCACCUCCAGGAUGUUGACAUCGAGCCCUACGUCAGCAAGAUGCUAGGUACGGGCAAACUGGGCUUCUCAUUCGUGCGCAUCACGGCUCUCAUGGUAUCGUGUAAUCGUCUGUGGAUCGGCACCGGCAACGGAGUCAUCAUCUCCAUCCCUCUGACAGAUUCAGCCAACAAGUUACCCAAAGCUGCAGGUAACCAACCAGGAAGUGUUGUCAGCGUCUACGGAGACGACAGCGGCGACAAAGUGACAGCGGGGACGUUUGUUCCGUACUGCUCCAUGGCUCACGCUCAGCUCUGUUUCCAUGGACACAGGGAUGCUGUCAAAUUCUUCACCGCUGUCCCAGGUCACUCAGUUCCAUCAUCGGCGGGUGCAGGAGACGCAGCAAGUGAGAAGUCAGCAGACGCCACAUCUCAGGAAGGAACCAAGUCCAUGCUGGUGAUGAGCGGAGGAGAAGGCUACAUCGACUUCAGGAUGGGCGACGAGGACGGCGAGGCGGAGGAGGGCGAGGAACCCUCCAUGAAGCUGCAGACCCCGCUGGCGAAAGCAGAGCGCAGCCACCUCAUCGUCUGGCAGAUCCUGGCCAACGAUGACUGAACUCUGACCUCCGAUCCCCUCCCACCUCGACCCCCACCCUAACGCCCCGAUCCGCCUUCCUUCUCAAACCCGUCGCCCUGCAAGAGGAAAUCAGGAGGAACGCUUCCCCUCAGCAGGCGCGAGUUUAAUCAGCACUUUCUGUUUAUUUUUUUUUCUAUCUUCCUCAAAGCUGAACAAUAAGAAUGAAACAAGCCGAAGCUGCUCCGUGCAGCACCAACACACAACUGCAUGUUCAAUGUUUUAUUACUUUUCUUUUUCCUAUUUUUUUUCUCGUUUUUCAUGUUUAUUUUAAGGAUUUUUUGAAUUCCAAUCAGUUAUAAUGCCUCGUGAUCUUCUUUUAAUAUUAUUUGACUACACAACCUUUUACUUUUUGUUUUGUUUUGUUUCAUUCACAUCUGAAUCCUGACAAUUGGAGGCUCCCUCCCAACAGUCCAGCCUCUGUCUGCUGAUGCUGGACUGACAGCAUAAAUCAAUCAUUUCAAAGACAAAUGAUUGGUUCAGUGCAAGCCAUAUCACCUGUGUGUGCUCCCCUGUCACCCCGAAAUAACAUAACAUUUGGGCAAUAAUGCGAAAAGGAGCCGAUCCAGAUCCGAAGAGGUUUGUGAUGACAGAUCCUGUUUCAUGUUUUUUUUUUUUUUUUCAUCCUUUGAAGAGAACUUGGCUUUUGAUUGUAUGCAAGACAAAUUGAAUUGAUGGCCAGCUGUCUCUUGGAUCAAGGUAAAUGCAAUACAGCUGAUUAACCUAUCAAGUGUGUGUAUGAGCACAGACUCAUGUGUUACAGUUACAUUCAAUUCAGAGCUGAGCAUUCACUUAAAACCCCUUACUACUGUGUUGAAGGUAUUUUCAGAAUCCUUGAAGACUCUUCUGACUAGCUGGAUGAAAAAAUAGUCCAAUCUUUAACCCAUUUAUCAAGUAGUUAGACAAAAAUGUUGCAUCAUCUUUUUGAAUUUGUACAAUCUGACCUAAAAUAGGAAGAAAUUAGUUAUAUUGUUUCUUUCCAAUAUUUAUUAUUUUUAUACAAAAACAACACAUUCAUAUUUGCUUCUUUAAGUGGCUACUUGGGCUAAGAAAUACAGUUCCAAUUUGAAAAACUUUUUUCUUUUCCUUUUUUUUUAUGCAAGUCACAAAAUAUUUAGUCAUUUAGAUGGUGAUAAAAGUCUUUGAGGAUUCUGUAAAGACCUUCAGAGCAGCAAAAUAUGACAGGUAAUUAUUUUUCAUAAACUGUGCUGCUCAGUGCUUUGACUGCAAUGUAAAAGUUAAUAUAUGAGAGGUACAAACUGAGGCUUUAAUAAAGGUAGAAGCUACCUUUUUAUACCUCAGUAACACUUCCAUUGACAAAGCCCUUAAUUAUGAAAGGAAAAUGUUCCCACCACUACAUCCUGUAAAUCCUUUAAAUUUGGUUGCAAUGCUGACACAUUCACAGACCCAUACAUCGAAUCCAAUAAUCGUCGUGUCUCAGCCUCCACCAGCUCCAGCUAGUAGACACAUCCCGAAAAAAAGUCUUGAUAUGAACAUUGAUAGCUGCCUUAUAGGAAUCACGGUUUGAAAGGUGAAAGGCUUUUCAAGUGUGACAAAGUAUUUAUAUAUUUUUCUUGACAGAAUGUUACGUUUGCUACCAAAGGUUAAAGAUUUAAAGACGGAUAGUUAGCCGCGUGCUGAAUCUGAAGUGAGCGUGUCUGAUUUUUCUUGAACGCAGCACCUUUUUCAGCAGCGCGUUUUGCUUCCGUGUAGAUAACAAGCUAGCUUUUUGUAACAGAGCUCCCGGGGUGUAGAUAAGAUAUAUUUUUUAGACUUUUGAUGCUGAAUAUUUUGCGGGUGUGAGAGAAGAGAAUGUGCCGAAGUUGUUUUAGUAUCAGAGAAUAAAAAGAAGCGGCCACGUUGACGGUUAAAUAACCCCCCCCCCGCCACCGCCUCGUCUCCAAUCCUUACCUUCACAUCGAGGUCCAAACUAUAACAUUCACGCCGUCGUCACGUUAUUCGACCUUCUCAGCAAUAUCCCCUCCUAAUUUGAAACAUCUUUAAGAAAAAAAAACCUUUUAAAAUCUAUUUUUAUGACCUUUUUUGUUUUUGUUUUUUAUGUCUUGUCUUUUAAGGCAUCUAGUACACACGAUAUGUAAUGUAUGGCCUCUUUGUACCAGUAGACUGCACUGGUAUGUGUGUGUUUUUGUUGUGCUCUUUGUAUAACAGUAUCAGACGAGGCCUGUCCUCAUCAGAGAGCUGUGUGUGUGUCUUCUCUCCAAGAGAGGAGAGAAAUGUUAUUAUUGCAGUUUAGCCAUUUCAGUAUUUAUUUCAAAUGAUUUGAGCCUUUGCAAUUCAGAAUGUAUCUUUGUACAUUGAAUAUGAAUAUAUAUGAUUAUAUAUAUGUAUGAAACAUGAAAACGGCUUGGGGGGUUUAUUGUUGCUGUUGCAAUGAUAUGAAUUUUAUUUUGUAGGGGGUGAUUUUACUCAGCUAUGCACUAUGGAGGGAGAGGGGAGCAAGCGAGGCCUGUUUUUUUUUUUUUGUUCUUUUUCAAAGUCGAGACACUGACACACAAUCAGUUUUCAUCUCCACUGUAGGGGGAGUGGGGGGAGGUAAAGGAGAGUGGAGGGGGGGUCAAAGUGAACUUCAUCCCACCACAGCACGAUACAGGAAACUUUCUCCGGAAGUCUCGCCCUCCUCCGCAGGUCUGUGUCAUCGAUCUCAUCUGCAUAAUGCUUGUCAUUAACUUGGUGGGGACUCCCUCUGCUCCAAGUCAGCAGUACACACACACACACACACAUUAUCUUGUACUCCUACAGCGUCUCUAGCCUUACUUAUUUUUAACAAUCAAUUAAAGCAGAUUUUGUGGGCAAAGUG